Messenger RNA from Lecanosticta acicola, 1592 nucleotides. NCBI's taxonomy places the organism in Eukaryota, Fungi, Ascomycota, Dothideomycetes, Mycosphaerellales, Mycosphaerellaceae. The record is from the annotation of a GenBank genome assembly.
AUGGCGGCACUGCGCUUCCUGCAGUCGCCAUCCACCAGUGACCUCGCCAGCGACGCAUCCAUCAACUACAUCACCACCACUACAUCCAUCACCGAGCCUACCGCCAUUCUGAAGCACCUCAGCGCCCAAGCCAAGCAGGCAGAGAAGAAGGAAGAGAAGGUGCUUCACACAAUCGAGAGCUCCAAUGGCUGCUGCAUCGAGACUCUCACCACUUUGCAAUUUCGCAUGGGAGGCGGCGCCUGGCUGCCGGGCAUGGAUGCCAACAUGCUGGACGAACGCGAGGUCGUCUUUCCCGUCACACACGUCUUCACCUACAACCGCGACGGCAAGAUCCAGCAGAUCCGCCUGUACUGGGACCAGGGCAGUCUCCUCAAGCAGGUCGAGGCCAUUGGAAAGACGGGAAGGAACUGGCCCAUCCGUGACGGCAAGGCUCAGGUUGAAGCUGUCACCGCUAGCGUCAAAUCGGGCGGCCAGAGCGGAAACGCUCAGAGCAACGGAGCGCCAUUGUCAGCGCGCAACCCGAACGAAGUUGUGAUUAGGGACCAUCACAAGCGCGACAGCGUCUCCGUCACUCGCGAUCCACAUGCCAGCCUCGCCCUCUUCGCGGAGCGCGACCCCAAUGAGGGUCGUUCCUACUCCGGUCCCAAAUACGAGCCUGUCAAGUCUGCCAAGCCUGGUCCGCGUGACUACGGUGAGCUGUUUGCCAGCGAGGAGACUGCCGCAGCCGCUGGGUCGACGGCUAGAAGCCCAUCGCCUCACAAGACUGACGGCACCAUCCUCAAGGCAGGUGCGGGCAAGCACUUCUCUGGUAACCGCCUCUUCGACGAGAAUGAGGCUGAAGAGCCUGCCAGAUCGCCUGUGCGGAAGAAGACCUACGGACAGAAAUAUGAGCACUUCGCAUUCGGCAAUGGCGAGGAUGCGCCAAAGGGGGAUCGACCCAUAAGCGGUAAGAGCAACAACCAGCAGGGGGCUAGUUUCAGUUUCGAGGACUUCGCGACCCCACCAAAGCAUACCGAGAAGUAUAGACGUGACGAUGAGCGGCAGUGGGGUGCCGGAGUCGAUGAGGUGAGUUCAUGCUCGGAGCAUGCAGACGGGUCAGGUCUAAUCCCUCCCUAGGACGACCCGGCUAGCCCACCCAAGCGACCAAUUGUUCAUGCCGCCCGCAAAGACGCCGAUCCACACUUCGAGCUCGUCGACGAGUCUCCUGCUCCUGCGAAGGCCAAGUCCUUUCAGCGACAGAAGGGCAUGGGUCUCUACCAAGACCCCAUCAUGGAGGACGAGCGCGCUUCUACGCGCAAUCCAGUCAAGGCCAACAACGGCCGCCGAGGUGAUGAUUUUGGUGCGCACUAUAGCAUGACGGACAAUUCGCCCGCCGGUGGUAAGAAGAUAUACAAGACUGCUGGGGAUGGCAUGGGAUCUCGCGCUGGUGGUCGAGCUUGGUAAGUCUAGAGUGUAGACUAGUGAGACCAAAUGGCUAACUUGCUUUUAGGGGCAUUGGAGACGAUUCGGACCCAGAGGUUGAUGCUGACGUGCGUCCCAGUGCCCGAUCAAGACAACAAGCGCAAGCGGGUGCCGACGAUCUCGACUUCUGA